Rhagoletis pomonella (apple maggot) is the source of this 694-nucleotide messenger RNA. RefSeq lists its product as uncharacterized. Lineage: Eukaryota; Metazoa; Arthropoda; Insecta; Diptera; Tephritidae. Bases 13 to 447 code for a protein of 144 amino acids. Gene Ontology annotation, molecular function: acyltransferase activity, transferring groups other than amino-acyl groups. The record is from RefSeq and is a predicted model, not a curated record. The transcript has 2 exons.
CAUGGCUUCGUAAUGCGCGCUCUCCAUAUCGCCGACGCUCCGUUGAUCAAUGAAUUUUGGCAUGCCAGUAACGCAGGCACAUUAAAAAUCAUAAGACGCCUGAUUAUCUACAAUAACAACAGCAUUGGCGUGUAUACCGAAAACUCGCACGAAUUGGUGGCUUGGUGUAUAAGAUGCCAAAGUGGCUUUAUCGGCAUGUUGCAUGUGAAGCCGGCUUUUAGGCGAUAUGGUUUAGCUUCAUUACUUUGCCUAGCUUUGAUACAAGACAUUUGUGGCAGUGGUGACGAACUGCGCGCCAUGAUUCACGAGCAUAAUGAACCUUCGAUAGCGUUGUGUAAGAAAUUGAAAUUUGAACAAGUUGGAGUGACGCAUAUAAUACACGCCUACCAUCCGGUAAACGGUGCAGCUUGGAUUGAAAAAUCGGAGAAGGCAAGAAGAAAAUUGUAGCAGAACUGUUUUUUUUUAAUUAAGUUUCUUAAUUUUCCAAAUGUAUAUGAUAGAGAUGAUAUAGGAUUUUUGCAGUACUUACGAAUCGAUGCUAAAAUGGAAGUAAAUCAGCUGUGUGUGACCUAGUAUUUAGUAAAUAAUUCUGGGUGCAACGUAACGUUGAAAUAUUCGCCACGGCUUUUCAAUUUCACCAAAAAAAAAUUCUCAAAAAUCAACGCGAUUUUUAGCCGUUUGAAACUUGCACUUC